Caenorhabditis remanei is the source of this 1167-nucleotide messenger RNA. RefSeq lists its product as uncharacterized. Lineage: Eukaryota; Metazoa; Nematoda; Chromadorea; Rhabditida; Rhabditidae. Bases 1 to 1167 code for a protein of 388 amino acids. The transcript has 3 exons. Gene Ontology annotation, biological process: embryo development. Gene Ontology annotation, molecular function: protein binding. The record is from RefSeq and is a predicted model, not a curated record.
AUGGUGACAUCUGCCUUAUUCCUUCAUCAUCUGUCCAUCUUCCCGCGCACUCAAUUCGGUAUAUCCACGUAUUAUUCUCUUCCAUUAUUGCACCAAAAACCAGCAAUGUCCCCAUACAAAUUCCCUCUUCUGAAACUCCCUAGAGUUGCUUUGAAUGAAGUUCUGAAGCUAUUCACUCCAUUUGAAAUAAUCUCCCUGUCUUUAUGCAGUAAUUACACAAAAUCAAUAUGCAAGACCAUUCGUGCGGUCACUCAUUGCAAGGAGACACUCACUAAAUUCGAUGUUUUUAUUGAUUCCCACUAUGAGAUACAUCUUCAAUUCUCAUAUCUCCCAGCUCAUGACUGGGUUUUUUAUAUGAGGAAGAAGCGUCCGGUACCAGAGAGUACCAGAGAUAGGCGUUUUGUCGAUAAUGUUCGGGAGUUUUUUCGAGGGGAGAAAAGAAUUUUAAAGUUUUUCGGUUCAAAAAAGUCUCGCAAGCAGAAACUACAAGAAUACGUUUCAUCAUGGGAUCCACGUAGAAGAGUUGUUGAACAUUGUACUGGUGGGCGUGGAACUAUUACAACCACCGAGUAUGCUCUACGUCUUCGCACAUCGGAUUGCCUGAUAUCGGCCACCAGGAACUUAUGCUUCUACAUCUCUGAAAUAUUUCAUCAUGAAAUUCAAGCGUUUGCAUUUGAUUAUAAAAUGUUUGGCAUUGAAGAGAACCAGUUGAUAUUGGAAUUAUUCUGUCAACAACCUGUUCAACAAUUUCAAUUAUCUGGAGACACCUCAAAUGAUUCUUCAAAGAAUGAUAUUUUGACCGAGAUACUCACCCAACAGAAAGCGAUAAAUAGGCUAAAUUUACGCUUUAACCCAAGUGUAGAUUACCGUUUUGACCUCAAUCAGUUUGAAAAUCGUUCAGAUUCUUUAAAUAUUUUGCAUUCUCACUGGAUAACUUUUCAACAACUGCAGGAGAUCAAAUCUCAAAUGGUGUUUCUCUCGAGAUCUAAUUUUCUCCAAGCAGAUUUCAAAGUAUUGAUACAAAAAUGGAGAGAUGGGUGGAGUCCAAAUUGGGAAGCACUUAUGAUUGAAUUCAAUGAGGAUAUCAAUAUUGACAAAUGUGUUGAAGGACAGUUCAUUCAAUUGCAAACAAAGGACUGGAAGAAUAAAAAAGCUGUUUAUAGGUGA